This is a messenger RNA of Aureobasidium vineae, 498 nucleotides long. NCBI's taxonomy places the organism in Eukaryota, Fungi, Ascomycota, Dothideomycetes, Dothideales, Saccotheciaceae. The record is from the annotation of a GenBank genome assembly.
AUGUUCAAGCUGCAGGGAAAAACAUCCUUGAAAGAUUUACCUGAGGAGCGCAAGAGAGAAUAUGUUGCCAUGGCCACCGAAGGCACAAUCCCGCCAGAGGAUAAAUGCACUCCAUGGUAUGGUCAUCCCAUCAUCAUGAACGUAAAUCCAGACCUCAAGAUGCCAUUUUCUUCGCUCUGUUAUGCCGAUCUGAGUCGCCCAAUGGCCAUCACUAUAUGCGAGUAUCUGGAGCAGGACCUAGGCUCCCUCGACGGAGACGAAUAUCUUCGACUACUCAGUCUCUUCAAGCUGAAAAUUGACUCUUGGAUAUCCAAGUCUUUCGAUAUGUUCGAGACCGGCACGUCCUACGACGAGUCGAAACUUGUCCUUCCAUAUGCAAUGCCUUUGCCCCGAGAAGCCUUUGACGACUUUGCGGACUGGAAAAAGAAAAUGGCAAACAAAAAUUUCCGGGACAGAUUCACUCAAGGGCAGCAGACGACAGGCAAUACAAAGAUGUAA